AAUUGCUAACUGGUGGCUACAACCCACGCCCCUCUACCUCAGUGGCCCUGUCACCAGUCACUACCCUCCACACCCCUCGCUAAUGUUAGCCAUCCCAAUUGCCUCCUUGCCACAUCUUAGAUAAGCAAGCGCACCGGCACCAGGCAAAAUUCCACAAAACCGACCCUUGAUAACCUCAGAAAAAACCAAGUCACGGUAACUCGAAGGUGAAACCAGUCUUUGUAACAAUCAAUCGUUGGGCCGCUCAAAUCAAUCGUUGUCCACACCGUUCAGUCUCCUCCCACUAACCAUCUCGUGGACCCGGAAACACCAGCCCUUCCCCAUCUUCGUUCCUGGCAUUGCCGACCAGACAUAGAAUUCUGAAACCAGCAGCAAACCAGCUCGUCUCGCAAAGUCCAUCCCACACCGAACCGCAAGCUUAGUAUGGGUGUUUGUUGCAGUUGUUUGAGCUCCCGCAGCUCCGAUGGCAGCCACGCCCCCUUGUUGUUGGCUGAAAACGAAAGAGAGGCCAUCUCGGCUCUUUUACAGUACUUGGAAAACCGCUCCGACGUGGACUUCUUCUCCAACGGGCCUUUGAAGGCCUUGAGCACCUUGGUUUACUCGGAAAACAUCGACUUGCAAAGAAGUGCCGCCUUGGCCUUUGCCGAGAUUACCGAGAAGGACGUCCGUGAAGUCAACCGUGACGUCUUGGAGCCAAUCCUCAUCUUAUUGCAGAGCACAGACUCAGAGGUGCAGAGAGCAGCCUGUGGUGCCAUGGGAAACUUGGCGGUCAACACAGAAAACAAGAUCUUGAUUGUGGAAAUGGGUGGCUUAGAACCCUUGAUAAGACACAUGAUGUCCACCAACAUCGAGGUCCAAUGCAAUGCCGUGGGUUGUAUAACCAACUUGGCCACCCAGGACGAUAACAAAUCGAAAAUUGCCAAGAGUGGUGCUUUGAUACCUUUGACUAAGUUGGCCAAGUCCAAGGAUAUUAGAGUACAAAGAAACUCCACUGGAGCACUUCUUAACAUGACCCAUUCCCACGAAAACAGACAAGAAUUGGUGAAUGCUGGUGCUGUACCCGUCUUGGUGUCUUUAUUGUCGAAUGACGAUGCUGACGUCCAGUAUUACUGUACCACCGCUCUUUCCAACAUUGCUGUGGAUGAACUGAACAGAAAGAGACUAGCAAGCACUGAGCCAAAGCUCGUCAGUCAAUUGGUCAACUUGAUGGACUCACCAUCUCCAAGAGUACAAUGUCAAGCAACUUUGGCUUUGAGAAACUUGGCUUCUGACUCCGGCUAUCAAGUCGAGAUUGUUAGAACGGGCGGAUUACCUCAUUUAGUCCAAUUGUUAACCUGUAACCAUCAACCAUUAGUACUUGCCGCAGUUGCAUGUAUCAGAAACAUAUCCAUUCACCCAUUAAACGAAGCUUUGAUAAUCGAGGCUGGGUUCUUGAAGCCUCUUGUUGGUUUGUUGGAUUACACUGACCUGGAAGAAAUCCAAUGUCAUGCUGUAUCCACUUUAAGAAACUUGGCGGCAUCCAGUGAAAAGAACAGAACUGCUCUUCUUGCUGCUGGAGCGGUUGAUAAGUGUAAAGAAUUGGUGUUGAAGGUGCCGUUAUCUGUACAACUGGAAAUCUCCGCAUGCUUUGCAAUCUUGGCAUUAGCUGAUGAUUUGAAACCAAAAUUAUAUGAGAGCCAUAUUAUAGAUGUCUUGAUUCCAUUGACUUUCAGUGAAAACGGUGAGGUUUGUGGUAACUCUGCGGCUGCAUUAGCCAACUUAUGUUCUAGAGUUUCCAAUGAGCAUAAACAAUAUAUCUUGAAUAACUGGUCCAGUCCAGAUGAAGGAAUCUAUGGAUUUUUGCUCAGAUUUUUGCAAAGUGAUAGUGCUACUUUUGAACAUAUUGCCUUGUGGACAAUUUUACAAUUGUUAGAAUCAAAUAACCAGGAGAUCAAUUCAUUGAUCAAGGACAACGAAUCCAUUCUUUCGGGUAUCAAAAACCUAAGUGCAUCUCAACAAUUACAAUCCCAAUCACAGAUCAACCAAACUACCAAUGAUGAUCAAUACGACGAUCCUAAGGUUGAAUUAUACAACUUGACCCAACAAAUUCUUCAAAUCUUGGGAUAAGUUCAACGAACUCAAUCCAAAUAUUAAACGUGUGAAACAUUGUUGGUUGCAUGACUAACAAUUGAGGAAUUGACGGGGUGAGUUGAUAUAGAUUAAUCGACCAGACCUUCAUUGUUCGGAAAAAUAGCCAUAGGUACCUUAUAAUAUUCUAACUCUUUAAU
Suhomyces tanzawaensis NRRL Y-17324 is the source of this 2267-nucleotide messenger RNA. RefSeq names its product protein anchor (gene VAC8). Gene Ontology annotation, biological process: nucleus-vacuole junction assembly; vacuole inheritance. Gene Ontology annotation, cellular component: fungal-type vacuole membrane. Gene Ontology annotation, molecular function: protein-membrane adaptor activity; protein binding. The transcript has a single exon. The record is from RefSeq and is a predicted model, not a curated record. The coding region runs from base 424 to 2106 and encodes 560 amino acids. NCBI's taxonomy places the organism in Eukaryota, Fungi, Ascomycota, Pichiomycetes, Serinales, Debaryomycetaceae.